AUGGCGGAAGCAAUUCAGCAGCUUAUUCUCGACACCCUCGACAAGGAGGGUGUCAUCCAAGAUACCCGUACUCUCGUCCUGCCCGGCUACAAAGAACCUGCCGCCACUCAUGACUCCCAAAUCAUCAUCCUGGGUGCCCUGAACUCCUUGUCAAGUCGUGAUAUGAUCACGUAUACCACCCAAGAAACUGUGUCCCAUGUCCUGACCCAAGAGGGUGCACAAAUCGCUCUGCAGGGGUCGCACGAAGCACGAGUGUGGAACGCGUGUCCAGUCAAGGGAGAGGGUCAACCGAUCCCUAUCAAAGAACUUCAGAACAAAGUGGGCGCGGAGACCGCGAAGAUUGGGCAAGGACAAGCUUUCAAGAACAAGUGGAUCGGGAAGGAGGGAGAUGGCCUUGUCAAGCUGGUGCCAGAGAUUGUGGACACUACUCAACUUCAGCUGCGGGAAGUAGAUUCCACAGGAACGUUGAAAGCAGGCGAGAAGGCUCUCGCGGAACUGCGGAAACGGAAGCUCAUCGUGCAAAGAAAAGGUCAAUGGUUCACCGUACACAAGGGCACCAAAUUCAGUACAUCAACGGCGAAGCCGGAAACUGAUCUCACCGUGGAGAUGCUCACCUCUGGUUCUUGGAAGACCUCGACGUACAAGAAGUACAACUUUGAGGCUGCGGGUAUCCCACCAAACGGCGGUGCCCUCCACCCACUGCUCAAGGUCAGGGAGGAGAUCCGCAAUAUUUUCUUCGAAAUGGGUUUUGCAGAGAUGCCCACAUCCUCCUUCGUCGAGUCCGGCUUCUGGUGCUUCGAUGCCCUCUUCGUCCCCCAACAACACCCCGCCCGCGAGGUACAAGACACCUUCUACCUCUCCGAUCCCGCCGUCUCCCUCCCCCCACCAAAGGAAUACUACGAGCGCGUCUCACGAGUGCACGAGCACGGCGGGUACGGCUCGACCGGCUAUCGCGCGCCCUGGUCACAUGAGGAGUCGCGCAAGCUCCUUCUCCGCACACACACCACGGCCUCUUCUGCGGCGAUACUCUGGAAGCUCGCAGCAGCGUGCCGCGGCGAGGGUGCCGAUGCGUCUGCGGAAGCUGCGGUGCAGAAGGAGGGUGCGCAUGUGACCCCGACCGUCCCCGGCGCGGGUAAGGCAGGUCCCGACGGGUUCCGGCCCGCGAAACUCUUCUCCAUCGACAGAGUAUUCCGGAACGAGACGAUGGACGCGACGCACUUGGCCGAGUUCCACCAGGUCGAGGGUGUUGUCGCUGAUAGGGGGCUGACUCUCGCGGACCUCAUCGGCUUCAUGCGCGUCUUCUUCAAGAAGAUGGGCAUCGAGAACCUGCGCUUCAAGCCUGCGUACAAUCCGUACACAGAACCGUCCCUGGAGAUCUUCGCCUUCCACCCGCAGCUGAAGAAGUGGGUCGAGAUUGGCAAUUCCGGCAUGUUCCGGCCAGAGAUGCUGGAGCCAAUGGGUUUCCCCAAGGACGUGCACGUCCACGGCUGGGGUAUCUCUCUGGAGCGGCCCACGAUGAUUCGCUAUGGGAUCAACAACAUCCGGACACUGGUUGGCCACAAGGUCUCACUGGAAAGCGUCGAAAGGUCACCUGCUGUCAGCUUCUGA
This is a messenger RNA of Dichomitus squalens LYAD-421 SS1, 1608 nucleotides long. RefSeq names its product phenylalanine-tRNA ligase. The coding region runs from base 1 to 1608 and encodes 535 amino acids. Gene Ontology annotation, molecular function: ATP binding; tRNA binding; phenylalanine-tRNA ligase activity. The transcript has 9 exons. The record is from RefSeq and is a predicted model, not a curated record. Gene Ontology annotation, biological process: phenylalanyl-tRNA aminoacylation. Lineage: Eukaryota; Fungi; Basidiomycota; Agaricomycetes; Polyporales; Polyporaceae. Gene Ontology annotation, cellular component: cytosol; cytoplasm; phenylalanine-tRNA ligase complex.